UGUCUAACCAAACUGGCCACAUACAUAUUUUUUUAACCGAAUAAGUCGUUUGGAGUAUAUACAUAUGUAUGUAUUAUUUUUGCGAUGUUCAUAGAACCACAUAUAAACAUACACACAUAUACGUAUAUUCAUAUUUGGACGCACAGAAGUAGAACAGGUUCCCGGUUGACGUAAGACUUGUCUUCCCGUGUCACAUAUGUAUAACGGCUCGUCGUACAAGAUGACAUCGCAAUACAAAUAUAAAAACAUAAAUAACUCACAAAGCGGCUGCUUGGUAGCAAAAGACCCGCUUAAGAGUGAAAAACCAAUCAUAAUAACAAAAGGUUUGGUAACUGCAGACGUGUUUAUUCAACUCGACUAUUCAUCAAUAGAAAUAAUAAAUAAUAUUAGUGAUUCCUUUUUUUGCCAAAUUCAGUAAGCAAAAAGUUCUGCUUUAUCCACAUUUUCGGUUUCGCGUUGACAACGCUUAUUGCUUUAUAUAAAUACAAGCAACAUUAGCUUCAUUCAUAAGCAGAAACUUAUUGUGCUGGCAAGCCCAGUCUGGAGAAUGCUGGCAUGCCGUAAGGUCUACACAAACGGAUAAACACAAAAAGAGAAAUUCAUAAAACGAAAAAAGAAGCUGACAAUGUUUGCAAUACGCCAACUACUACUGCUCAUCGCCACCGCAAUGGCCGCUGCUGUCACAUGCGACUGCAGCCAAACACUGACUUCACAACUCUUGCAGACCGUUGUGAGCGCACAACCCAAUGACAACGUGAUCGUGUCGCCAAUUUCCAUAGAGACCUGCUUAGCGCUCGCCUACCUCGGUGCUGAAGGUCAAACGGCUGCGGAAUUGGCCACCAGCCUGCAGCUGCCACAAGCCGGCGAUAAGCGUGCUGUUGCACAAAAGUUCGGUAGACUCUUUGAGAAGACCAAAUCGGCGACGGGUACUGCAACAUUCCGGCUGGCCAAUCGCAUUUACAUCGAUGAACGUUUCCAAGUAUCACCACAAUACAAUGCAUACGCCGUCGACCAAAUGCACGCCAACGCGGAGAGUGUGCGAUUUGCUGACGCUGCAGCGACAGCAGCGAACAUCAACAGUUGGGUAGAAGCUGAAACGGAUAAUAAAAUUCGUGAUUUGAUUCCAGCCAACGGUUUGGACGCGAAUACAGCGUUGGUGCUGGUGAAUGCGCUCUAUUUUAAGGCAAAGUGGGUGAAUCAGUUCCACAAUCAUACGACUACGAGACGUCAUUUCCACGAGAGUGCUGCGCGCAAGGUGGAAGUUGAUAUGAUGAAGCAGACGGAUGAUUUUCUCUAUGGCGACUUCCCGGAGCUGGAUGCCACCGCUGUGGAGUUGGCUUAUUUGGAUACAGAUGUCUCCAUGUUGGUGCUGCUACCGAAGAGUGUUGACGGUUUAGCGGAUUUGGAGGCGAAAUUGAAGAGCGUUGAUUUGACAAAAUUGUCGACAGCGAUGCGCACCGAAGAGGUUAUACUACAUCUACCGAAAUUUAAAUUUGAAUUCGAACUUGAGCUGAAACCGGUACUGGAGCAGUUUGGCAUCACUAGCAUGUUCAGUGAUGAAGCUGAUUUCAGCAGUUUGCUGGCAGCGCAAGAAAAAGUGGCCGUUUCCCAAGCUCAGCACAAAGCUUUCAUUGAGGUCAACGAAUCGGGCACCGAAGCGGCCGCGGCUACAUAUUUGAAAAUUGUACCGUUAUCGGCUUCAUUUCAACAACAAACAUACCAGUUCGUCGCCGAUCAUCCAUUCGUAUUUGCAAUUAAAGAUAAUGAAAAUGUCUACUUUGUUGGUCAUGUCACACAUUUCUAAAUUUAAUUGUUGUUAUUUACAACAAACAGACCUAUUUACAUUGUAUAUGGGUAUUUAACUAAACGACAGCAAUGAGUGGACGCUUGUAAAUAUGCUAUGAUGACAUGGGAUUUUACAAGGGCAUAUUCAUUGCCAACGUGAAUUUUAUGUUUCAUUAAAUUUUGUGUAAAACACACAAGAGUUUGAAUAAUGUUAGAUUAAUUAUUGCUAUUAAUUUAAUAAAAUAUAUAUUUUAUGGAAGAUAAUAUAAAUAUACACUUAAAAAAAUAAAAUAAAAAUAUGUAAUCAUACAGUG
Messenger RNA from Zeugodacus cucurbitae (melon fly), 2099 nucleotides. Its product is annotated as serine protease inhibitor 42Dd. The coding region runs from base 626 to 1804 and encodes 392 amino acids. The record is from RefSeq and is a predicted model, not a curated record. Lineage: Eukaryota; Metazoa; Arthropoda; Insecta; Diptera; Tephritidae. The transcript has 5 exons. Gene Ontology annotation, molecular function: serine-type endopeptidase inhibitor activity.